Molecule: messenger RNA, 1172 nt
Organism: Drosophila kikkawai
Lineage: Eukaryota; Metazoa; Arthropoda; Insecta; Diptera; Drosophilidae
Gene: mTerf3
Product: mitochondrial transcription termination factor 3
Biological process (GO): mitochondrial transcription; regulation of DNA-templated transcription; mitochondrial ribosome assembly
Cellular component (GO): mitochondrion
Molecular function (GO): double-stranded DNA binding
Source: RefSeq, a predicted model, not a curated record
CACACCGCCAGCAUGUUUUGCUCUGCAAUACGUAAGAUUCUUGUAAAUUCACAAAAUGCGGCUAAAUUCUCGGUGAUUUCCACGCAACUACGAUAUCUUCGUGGUCAACGAAGCGCCCUAAGCGAGAUAGAUGUGCUCCACCCAACGGAUAUAUCCACCAAACAAGAUGACAAGGAACUGGCGGCAGAGACCGCGGCGCGGAAAAGUUACGAGGAAGUGGCCCUGGAUUUUGGGAGUCGGGAGGCCCAUGUGCCUUCCUUUAAUUUGGCGGCGUACGCGAAUAGUUCCAAUACCCUGCAGCAGUUCGUCAAGCUGGGCGUAAAUCUGCACAGCAUAGAGCGGAGGAAGGGCUUGGGCGAGUUUGUCCUGCGGCUGGACUUCGAAAAGAAUGUCAAGCCCUACAUCUCCUUCCUGGCAGACCAGGGCGUCUCAGCCGAUGACUUUGGCAGGAUGUUCACAAAGAAUCCGCUGCUCUUCAAGGAGGAUCUAGAUGACCUGCAGACUCGAGUGGAGUACCUGAAAAGCAAACGUUUCUCAGAGGAAGCCCGGCAAAGAAUCUUUACGCAGAAUCCCUAUUGGUUGAUGUUCUCCACGAGGCGUGUGGACCGUCGACUGGGCUACUUCCAAAAGGAGUUUCGUCUGAGUGGCCACGACCUGCGAUUGCUGGCCACCAGGGAGCCCAAUGUCAUCACCUACAACAUGGAGCACCUGCGCAAGUCCGUGUUUACUCUCAAGGAGGAAAUGGGAUUCAAUGCCAAAGAGCUGAGUGCUCUUAUAGUUCGCAAGCCGCGAUUAAUGAUGAUUCCUCCCGACGAUCUCAUCGAGCGGUUUAGCUACAUCCACCAGGACAUGGGCUUGUCACAUGCCCAGAUUGUUCAGUGCCCCGAACUCCUAGCAUCGCGGGAGUUUCGCCUUAGAGAACGUCACGAGUUCCUCAAGUUGCUGGGCCGAGCUCAGUACGACCCACAAAAAGAUCUGUAUAUAUCUCCGAAGACAAUAGUGGAGGGCAACAACUUUUAUUUUGUGCGGAAUGUGGCCAAGAGCGACUUGAAAACGUUUGAUUUAUUUUUAAAGACGAGAUAACAAAUAAAUACAAUUUUUAAAUCAACUGGAAUACUUGUCUUAUAGUUAUAAGUUAUGAACUGACUUAAUAAAUGUUUAAAAAAUUAAAA